ACCAUGUGACUCCGUGUUACUCUGUUAGAGUUUGACAGUAACGUCAAACAGUACAGGUUAAACAUUUAUAUCUUUUAAUAAGCUAUAAAUUAAGUACCGGAGUAUAAUACAAAAUAGGCAAAAUGUUGCGAUAUGAAGGAAUUAGAUAUAUUUCUGAUAAACAGAUGGUUGUACUGGACAUUGGCAGUGCCUAUACCAAAUUCGGCUAUGCAGGUGAAGCUACGCCACGAGGAAUUAUAAGAACCGAGGUUAAGUGUCCAGAAAGCAAGGAGAUUAGAAGAAUCUUUAAUUAUAUAGAUAUUGAUGACCUAUAUCAGCUUCUUGUGGAAUUUUUACAUUUAUUAUUUUUCAGGCACGUUGCCAUAAGUCCAAAAGAUGUAAGAAUCGUUGUGUUGGAAUCUUUGUUGACUCCCACUCAGUUUAGAGAGACAUUAGCCAAAGUGCUAUUUCGUCAUUUCGAAGUUGGUUCUUUGAUGCUUUUACCAACUCAUUUAGCAACCAUUAGUACGUUAGGUACUGACACUGUUCUGGUUCUUGAUGUUGGAUACCAGGAAGCUACAUUGAUUCCAGUGUAUGAAGGAGUUCCUAUUCUUAAAGCAUGGCAAGCUUUACCUCUUGCUGCGUGCGCAGUACAUGAAUGUAUAAAGAAGGAUUUAACUGACUCUAUACCGAAUCUACGUAUUCCAGAGAAAACUGUUGAAGAUAUAAAAGUGAGAACAUGUUUCGUAACGACUUUAGAGCGGUCAGCAAAACUAGGGACAGAUGAUGCUCCAUCUCCACCACCUGCUGUUAAGUACCCUGGUUUAAAAACUAUUGAAAUUCCUGGGUAUGUCAGAGAAAGAGCCUUUGAAGUCCUGUGGGAACGGGAUAACGAUAAUCUUAGUAUAUCUACUAUGAUCUUAGAUGCUAUUGUCAAGUGCCCUGUAGACACUAGACGACAGCUGGCAGAGAAUAUUUUAUUGAUUGGUGGAACAACAAUGGCAAAAGGUUUCGCUAGUCGUCUUAAAUCGGAAUUAAAUACUUUACUUAAGAGUGAUCUCUAUUCGGACAAAUUAAAGAUACAAACUUUUAAAUUUCAUAAAGCACCCAGCAAACCAAACUACACUGCAUGGCUUGGCGGUGCUAUAUUCGGAAUUGCAGAUUUGCCUGCAAGGUGUCUUACGAAAGAGAAUUAUUUAAAAAGCAAUAGAGUUCCAGAUUGGGUUUGUCUGCUAGACAAUCAGAAGGAUGAUACUUCCAAUUGUGGAAUUUAAUUUUAAAACUAAGUAGUAUCUAUAAAAUAUUCACGGUAAUAGGCAAAUAUGAUACUGUGAAAUAUUUAAUUUAUUACAUUGUGAAACUUCUCAGUAUACUAAAAAAUAAGCAGUCUUGUAAUACUAAUUUAUAAAGCAUAACUGACGCCUUUGAUCAGUUUCUUUAAUUCACGCUGUCUCAAAAUUAAAGCUAGUUAAAGACAAUGUCGUGGGAAAUAAAAGUAUUGCACUAAA
Cephus cinctus (wheat stem sawfly) is the source of this 1487-nucleotide messenger RNA. RefSeq names its product actin-related protein 10 (gene Arp10). Gene Ontology annotation, biological process: retrograde axonal transport of mitochondrion. Lineage: Eukaryota; Metazoa; Arthropoda; Insecta; Hymenoptera; Cephidae. The record is from RefSeq and is a predicted model, not a curated record. The transcript has 5 exons. The coding region runs from base 123 to 1253 and encodes 376 amino acids.